UUUCAUUUUGUGUGCAUAUUUUAUUCUAUCCUAGGUAACAGAAUAUACAUUUAUGUACAAUCUAUUUCAUUCACAAUAUAGUUACCCCAAAUUCUCGCGUUUGUUGUGGUGUUCGGACCGGUAUUUUACAACUCUUUGGUUCUUAACGCCAAAUCCGGCUUAGUUCCGCAAACGUCAACGGGAGUCUCGGCCAAUUAGAGCGCGAGAACAUUUUAAACCUCUGUUGCUGUUCCAGCUCUUGAAACAUCGACGUCUUUCUUGUUUAGUUUACUGAUCAACUGAAACGCUUUAGUUAAUAAACCGUGUAUUAAAAUCUGCCCGUGUGCUGUUAAAGAAUCAAAUCUGCACGAUGGGACCUGAGGAGAUGGAUUGGGUGGAUGUGGCAAACAAUCUUCUGUUGAAAUGUCACACUAGCCUGAGGCUUGAAAAGAUUACAGACUGUGAUGCAAAUGUGUUUGUGGCUUUGUAUGAGGAGAUCUUGGGAGAGAAAGUACCAGAUUUUGUAGAUGCUCAUCGUCAAGAAGAUGACAUUCACAAUGUGCAAUCUGUAGUUGACUCGCUGGCCUUAGACUACCUCCACAUCAGUUUAUCUCACAUCACAGGUGAGAAUAUAGUCAGAGGAGACAAAGAUUCCAUCAGAAAUCUGUUGGAGAUUUUUGAUGGUCUGCUGGAUUACCUAACAGAGCAGCUAAGUGAUGUGGAAGAGCCCAAACAAGGAGAGCUUAAUGGAGAGAUCCAUGCCAGCACUGCAGUUCUUCAGCCUGAGGAACAGGACAGAGAAGAGAUGCAGUCUCUGGCCUCCAGCAUUCACUCUGCAGUCCAGUCUAGCAAACAUUCCCUUCAUUCCUGGAAUGGGGAUGAAUCUGAGUCGACCACAGAACUGAUCCAACUGGGGGAUUCCGCUUGCACAUUCACAGCCAAGCAAGAAGUGUUGGCUGCUGACCUUCCUGUAGUGGAAACCCUAGAGACAGAUGUAGCGAACACCCAGGCCAUCCUCCUGAGAGAACCUCUUCGGCCUGCCAUUGCUCUCCAGCCUCCCUACCAGAGACCUACUCCCUCCUCCAACAUGGCCCUGCCACCCAGAGACCAGGCCAUACAGCAACCAGAAAAUCCACAGCAAGAGAUGGGCAUCACAGAUCCGAGGCCGGAUCUGAUCUGCACCCAGCCAGAUGUGCUGCUUCGGUCACUCAGAGACGAGCUGCGUGAGACGGAGGCAGAGGGACAGAAUGGGCACAGAGAGGAGGAAAACGAGAAGAGAGAGAAAGAGCAAGCUAAUAGAUCACCAGAACUGCAUACAGUCCAUAGAGACAGGAGACAAGGUGCUGGGCUAAAGAGCGAUAGAGAUAAGUCUUUGUCCAUGUGUAGCCAGAGGAAUAAGGAGGCAGAACAAGAACUACAUGACAUGUCGGAGAAACUGUCUCGCCGCCUGGAAGAACUUGAUCUGAUGUUGAAGCGUGUUCUUGGUGAGAUCGGAGAGACAUCAGAGCCUAGAGAGGAAGAUAAACAGUCUUAUUAUAGCGACAGCAUCAUGGAGUGCAGACGCACCCCCAAACCCACAGGUACAUCUCACUCUAGCAGAUAUCCAGGCACACGCUCAUUGUCCCCAUCCCCUCCACUUGCACACCACUCCUUACAGAGAGAGGACACUCUGAUCAUAGACUCACGCAGGACUAAUCACAGCCAGUUGGUGGCUUCAGCCUAUGAAGAUGAACCAAAGCGAUUAGUAGAGCUGGAGAGAGCAGAUCUGACCACUGAGAGACCCAGUGAUCACAAAUCCAGCAUUAAUAAAGAGCAUGAAUACUGUCAGGCUGUGUGUAGAAAAGCUCCAUCUGUUCCCAGUUCCAGCUCCAAAUCAUCUUGUUCUCGAUCCUCCCAGCCCAAACUUCAACAGAUAGCUAGAAGAUGCACACUACCCUGCAAGACAGCAGCCAUGAGAGUGAAGGAGAAUGAUCUUCUCCCCGUUCUGCUGGAGGAGUUUCCACAGGUGCAGCUAUCUCCUCACGCUCUGUCCUGCAUGUGGAAACAACAACUCAGACAGAUCGACCAGCUCAACCGCCCAAAAAAACCGAAAAGACAUACACAAUCCAAACUGUCAAACCAGCUGGAAGAAGCUCAGAAAAGACAUGACAUGCUGGUGCAGAUCAUCCACAAAGAGCAGGAACACAAUUGUCGCCUGAGAGAGUUCAGAGAGAGGAUUCAGCAACAGAAAUCGGCACAGAAUAAGCUCAGAGAACAGCGGCAGCAGGUUGCUCGUGCUAAAAAAUACUACAAUGACUAUCAUGUCCAGCUCCGUGCCAGAUUGAUGCGGGCAAGGACACGAGAAGAGAGAAUGCUUAGGCAGAUCUUUGAGGAUGGAAUGGAGCUACAGAAGGCUCAUCUGAGAGAGCAGCGUGCAUUCGCUAAAGAACUGCGUCAGGACCAACACCACAAACACCAGGACAAGAUUGAGGCCAUGGAGAACUAUUACAGAGACCAAUUUUCUUUAUUGGCCGAAACCCUUGCCCAAGAAAGACACGACAUACAAAUCCGUAAGACAGCCCAGGAGAAGGCUUUGCAGAAAAUGAAGAGAGAAUUGAGGGAUAAGAUGAAAAAAGAGAUCAGCGAGCUGCAGAAGAUCAUUAUUCAGAAUGAUGAUGAUAAUUACUUCAGAGGCUUGGAGGUACAACGCUUACGGAAUCACAUGCAGAUGGCCUCUUUUCUGUACAACACCAGCUGCCUGCACUGAACCCAAAUCAGUUAAGCUGUGAUUGAUACUGGUCUUCAAUGCAUCUCUCUUACAUGUAUACUAAUCUUAAAAAGGUACCUCAAGUAUAUGAAAUGAAUGAGCGUAACAUUUCGCCACUUCCGUCAAAAAUGGUUGAAAAUAAAAUGCAUCUUUAUGACAUGAAUAAUUAUUGGGAAACAUUAGCAUUACUGUGACGUUAUCGCAUUGUUCUUUUAAGCACACUUAAAUAAUGUUGCACCUGAGGUGCUGCCAUCAGGUCAGUCAUAAAGAGUUAAACAGUAGUCAUUCCCAAAAGCUGGCCCUGGAUGUACUUCCAGCAGUCCAAACUGUAAGCUGGUUCAUAGGACAGCAUGUGAAAUCUGUCACUUUUCCCCUGCUGAAAUUUUAAAGAGACUACUCUCCUGCUGCUAAAAUAGUCUUCCUCUUUCUUCUGAGCAGCCUGUUAUUGCAGUUUUGUUCUGGUGUGUUAAAUGAAUGUGCUUUUCCCUUGUCCUUGUGAACCAAUGACUGGUAAGAACACUAAUCAUGAUUGUUAUUUUUUUUUUCCCACAUCAAACUAAAUGCUGGAUUUUUCUUCCUUGAAUGUCUUAACACUGUAAAAUUCAUGCCAUGACUAUUUAUUUAAUCUUAUAUGGUAUGAAUUGAGUGGUUCUUUAUAAAAGUUACAUCUAAACCAUCAA
Messenger RNA from Myxocyprinus asiaticus (Chinese sucker), 3405 nucleotides. RefSeq names its product centrosomal protein of 95 kDa-like. Lineage: Eukaryota; Metazoa; Chordata; Actinopteri; Cypriniformes; Catostomidae. Gene Ontology annotation, cellular component: centrosome; spindle pole. The transcript has 19 exons. The record is from RefSeq and is a predicted model, not a curated record. The coding region runs from base 350 to 2725 and encodes 791 amino acids.